ACUUACCGACGUGGAAAGUUCAAAAACCGCCAAAAUGUGUAGUUGUAACAUAAACAAUAAAAAUUAAAUAAUUGAGUUUACUUUGCAAAUAAACACAUUUUUUUCAUUAUUAAUUAAUAAUUCUUUUAUUAGUAUUAUUAAAAUGGAUGAAAACACUACCAACAGAUCUUCUGAAAAUGUAAUAGGCGAAUUUACCCUUGAAGAUACCUACGAUCAUCUUAAAGAAGUUCAACAAGAGUUACAUGAGCAAAUGGACGAAUUGCUCAAUAUUUGUACUAAUAAUCAAGUUGAAACUUUAACUGCCGAUUCAACUCCAAAAGAUGUCCAAUUGAAACAGAGCAGGAUGCUCCAAAGCUUACUAAAUAAUCCUUGUGAUUACGAUCAUAAAAGUCAGCCUAUUGCUCAUACGAAGGACUCAUAUGCGUUGACUGUUUGGGAAUUAGAGCAAGAAGUUGCUCGUAUGGAGGACGUUGUCAAAGAUCUUUCAGAAAGUUUAAAUAAAUCGAAAAAUAAUAUUACCUAUUUAGAAAAUCGAAUAAGCACGAUAGAUAGAAUGAAAGAAAUUUGUUUAGAUGCAACUGAAAAUGUUACAAAUACAACCUACGAUGCUGAAAUGAAAAUUGCUAAAGAAAUGUUUUCUUCAGUUAAACAUGAUUUGGCAUCUGUAGUAGAUAUGGUAUUACCUGAUAAUGAUGGGUUUAAUGAGUUACUUGCAAAACUCACGAAAGCUCAUGCAAAAGGCGGUGAUAAUGUUUACAUCGAUGUAGACCCUUACUUUUUAGACUGUAUAGAAUUUUUGAUCGAAGCUGACAUCGUGACCUAUCACCGAAAUGAUAAAAACAAAAUAAGGCUGAUGGAUCUCGUGUGAGAGAAAAUUGUUGAAAGAAGAUUAUCAAAAAAGUUCAACAAAUAUAUAUCAAGAAUAAAUAUUCUUUCAAUCAUUAUUAACAAUUCUAAUUAUACCUUUAUGAAAUACUUUUCUUCAUUCGAGAAAAUUCAUCACGUUUUUACAUAGUUUUUUCUUGAAUUCUGACAUUGUAAUUAAAUUAAUUAAUUAGAUCUUGAAAAAUUAUUGCCACCACAUAAAAGGUGCUCGUUCUCGUAAAACUCUAACACCAAAACGUUCCCAUUCUUCUUGAGUUAUCCAAAGCUCUUGUGCUGAUUCUAAACAGCUAAGAAUUGCUGCACCUUUCCAUGAAGUCAUACCUGGGUCCAUUUCUUUUGGCUGUGUAAUUAUGUCCAAUUGUUCUAAAAUAAUGUAUAGAAUUAGAUAUAUUUUUUAAUAAAGCUUUACUACAAAAUAAAAA
Molecule: messenger RNA, 1307 nt
Organism: Chelonus insularis
Lineage: Eukaryota; Metazoa; Arthropoda; Insecta; Hymenoptera; Braconidae
Exons: 5
Coding region: 143-868 (241 amino acids)
Source: RefSeq, a predicted model, not a curated record